AUGGCGGGAAAUAGCACAUGCAGUACUUGCGUAGAUUAGGAAGUGAUUCAAUCUUCCGUGUUCACUGUCGCUGGCCAUUUUCCAGUGCAUUUAACCCACAGAUAAGCGAUAUGAUAGGUCAAGCGAAGAUCUCAUCCUUUUUCAACCCUAAGAACGCCAAGAGGCCAGCAGACACUGUUGCAGACCAGAACACUCCACCAAAGAAGAGUAAACCGACCUCUGUCCCAGCUGAUGAGGAAGAAGUAUCACCAUGUUCACAGACUUUGUCUCCAGAUCAACGCAAGAAAAUAGAAGAAAACCGAAUAACAGCUCUAUCCAAAGUACACGCCAAGAAAUCAUCAGGCCUGGUUGUCAAUGUUGGGAAAACUUGGCUGAAGGCUUUGGAACCAGAAUUUUCCAAGUCUUACUUUGUGGAGUUGAGUCAGUUUGUUCAGAAUGAGCGGAGCAAGCACACCAUCUACCCGCCAGCAGACCAAGUGUUUAGCUGGACGCAAACCUCGGACAUUGAUCAGGUGAAGGUCGUGAUACUGGGACAGGACCCAUACCAUGGACCCAAGCAGGCACAUGGCCUGUGUUUCAGUGUACAACAAGGUGUCCCACCUCCACCCAGCCUGGUAAACAUGUAUAAGGAGCUUCAGAAGGACAUUGAUGGGUUCAAGCACCCCGGCCACGGAACCCUCAAUGGUUGGGCCAGACAAGGUGUUCUGCUCCUCAACGCCUGUCUGACGGUGCGAGCCCACAACGCCAACUCACACGCUGGCAAGGGUUGGGAGAAGUUCACUGAUGCUGUCAUCUCUUGGCUCAACAAAAACGGAGAUGGGAUCGUCUUCAUGCUAUGGGGAGCCUACGCCCAGAAGAAAGGAGCCUGCAUUGACAAGAAAAGGCAUCACAUCCUAAAGGCUGUCCACCCGUCUCCACUGUCAGCGCACAGAGGCUUUUUUGGAUGCAAGCAUUUCUCACAGUGCAACACGCUCCUCAAACAGCAGGGCAAGACGCCCAUUGACUGGUGGAGUCUCCCCAGGGAGUAGAGAAGACCAAAGAACAAGGAACAGUGCAAGCUGUUCAUUGAUUUCAUUAUGUUCAUGAUCAGAUCAUGUGUGCAACAGGAGAUGUGGAGGUGUGUGUGUUAUUUCAAACUGUUGCAAGGGUUUGUUUUAUUGUGUUUUAUUGAUCACAAUGUAGUCAGUAUUUUCAGCUCACACUGCUAUGCUUCUCCCUGUUGCCAUAGUUAUAUCACCAGUUAUCGUUAUGUCUCUCGUUCUGUGUCAUUGUAUGGUCAGGGAGGCUGUUCAGGAGACGUUUAUAGACGAUUUUGUUGAUUGUAGAUUACAACAGAUUAUUCUUUUACUUCCAACCAAACUGAACAUUGCAUCUUAUUUUAAGUUACUCUGUUUGGUGUGGAGCCAUUCAGUUGGCAGUGUUUAUAUAAAAAGUAUUUUAAGGUUCAAUGACUUUUAGUCUAUUGAGAAUUCAUGGCUCCUUGUGAUUCUAUAAGCUGAUUUCUGAUUGGCUGAAAUUUGCCUUCAGGGUUGCCGUGUAGAUGGCAGCAUACACACAAAUCUAUAUACAUAUGUAUUAAGGGUGGGUAUUGCAGAGAAUUUUCAUAUUGCGAUGCGAAAGCAUGUAUUGUGAUAUGUAUUGCAAUAUAUUGCAUGAAGUAUUUCUAAACAAAAACUACUUAUAAUCCAG
Molecule: messenger RNA, 1689 nt
Organism: Haliotis rubra (blacklip abalone)
Lineage: Eukaryota; Metazoa; Mollusca; Gastropoda; Lepetellida; Haliotidae
Product: uracil-DNA glycosylase-like
Exons: 8
Coding region: 18-1028 (336 amino acids)
Biological process (GO): base-excision repair, AP site formation via deaminated base removal; base-excision repair
Cellular component (GO): mitochondrion; nucleus
Molecular function (GO): uracil DNA N-glycosylase activity
Source: RefSeq, a predicted model, not a curated record